AUGUCGGACAAUGCCGGAUUCCGACAGGAUAUGCCCCCUCCGGGGGGCUAUCGGAAGUUCAACUACGCACGCACAUUUCCAAAGCUCGUUUGGAGGCCUGGAGUCGUUGUGGCUGCCGUAUUCGGAGCAACAGUUGUUGGUUCAUUUCAGGCUAUCGCCAAAAAGAAGUCUAUAGUAACGGAGAAGUUCGAAGAUGUAGACAUUAAUAACGCAAUGGAGCCUUUUCUUACGGCUGAACGUGACAGAUAUUGGCUGAAGUUGUUGAAGAAAAAUAGAGAUCUAGAAGAAGAGGUCAUGAAAGACGUCCCUGGAUGGAAGACAGGAACAUGGUAUGGUGAGCCAGUAUACUUCACCUUAGGAGACAAGUGGUGGGAUCCUUCCCAGCAUGAGAUAUACGCACACUCGCAACGGCACGUGUUUUUCAAAGACCUCCUCUGGCGUCAUCACUCCGAAUAUUCGGCUCCGAAGUUCUACGACAAAUGGAUACCAGAUUGGAUCGGCAAAUAUAUUUGGUAG
Cooperia oncophora is the source of this 516-nucleotide messenger RNA. The record is from the annotation of a GenBank genome assembly. Lineage: Eukaryota; Metazoa; Nematoda; Chromadorea; Rhabditida; Trichostrongylidae.